GUUGCAAAUCUGCGUCGACGGAAGCUUCGGGAAGCUACAGCAGUCCUGGUUCUGCAAGUGCGUGCACAGCGCUUGGCAGGUCGCAGCUACAAGGCAAUGCGGCUACUCUUUUUGAGUCGGAAACACUUCGAAAGGACACUGUUAAGGUGCACAUUUCAGGGAGGCUUCGUUGCACUGUAUCACGCAGUUCUAGCCGACCGGCAGCACUUGCGUGCGUCAUUCCGCAGGUGGCGGGACAGUGCGACAUACGUAGGGCGCAUUUUAGCGGGUGCACGUGCCUUAGCUGCUCGACGAGUGGCGGCUCGCAAGACACUAAUUUUCGGGGCGUGGGUGUCUUUAGCGCGCGAAGGCCAGGCGAAGGAGG
Molecule: messenger RNA, 364 nt
Organism: Amoebophrya sp. A25
Lineage: Eukaryota; Dinophyceae; Syndiniales; Amoebophryaceae
Source: the annotation of a GenBank genome assembly